This is a messenger RNA of Chlorella variabilis, 1559 nucleotides long. RefSeq lists its product as hypothetical. The coding region runs from base 74 to 1453 and encodes 459 amino acids. Gene Ontology annotation, molecular function: phosphatidylinositol binding. The transcript has 11 exons. NCBI's taxonomy places the organism in Eukaryota, Viridiplantae, Chlorophyta, Trebouxiophyceae, Chlorellales, Chlorellaceae. The record is from RefSeq and is a predicted model, not a curated record. Gene Ontology annotation, cellular component: endosome.
GAACGAUUGUCGCUGCAGAUGAACCGUGAAGGCAGCUGUGCCUGGUUGUAGCGCUGGUUGCGGAUUCACCACCAUGACGGCUACCCUGGAUUUCGGCGACCCGCUGAAGCUCGAUGAGCCCGCCCCCUUCGACGAGGAGCCUCUGGCGCCGCUGGCCGAGCCCUCUGCUAAAGCUGAUGAGCCUCCCCCGUACCACUCUGUUGUUUUAAACGCUGUGGAGCCACCUACCACAUCUGGCAGACAAGCUGGCUCAGGGACAUAUGGGGUGCCAGCCAACUCCGACUUUGACAUCCGAGUGAUGGACCCGGUGCGGCAGGGCGAGGGGGUCGCGGCAUAUGUAUCAUACAAGGUCAUCACCCGCACCACUGCUGCCGGCUAUCGCGAUCAGGCGGAGGUGAUCCGCCGCUUUCGCGACUUCACAUGGCUGCAGAAGCGGCUGCGUCACGAGUUCCGGGGCGUGAUCGUGCCACCGCUGCCCGAGAAGAAUGUGGUGGAGAAGUACAAGAUGACCACCGAAUUCAUCGAGCAGCGCCGGGCAGCACUCACUAUCUUCAUCAACAGAGUGGCGGCGCACCCAGCGCUCAAGGGUAGCCAUGAGCUUCAGCUGUUCCUGGAGGCCAGUGAGACGGAGUUUGCAAUCGAGGUGUCGCGCAGCCAGGUGGACGACUCGACUGUGACGCAGGGCGCAGCCAAGAUAACACUGACGGGUGCUGUGAGCUUUUUGCGCGAGCUGGGCCACACCGCGUCCAACCUCUACCAUAAGAGGACGGACGAUGAGGAGGAGGAUGUCGAGUACCUCAAGCUGCGGGCGUAUGUACACGAGCUUGAGCGGCACCUGAGCGAGGUGCACCGCCAGGCGUCGCGCCUGGUGCGGCACCAGGCGGAGCUGGGGGAGUCGGUGCGGGAGUUUGGGGUGGCCAUGACGGCGCUAGGGCGAUACGAGGAGUCGGGCUUGAUAGCCGACAGCUUUGGGCAGCUGGGAGACUGUGCUGAUGCGGUAGCACGGCUGUGUGCCAAGGCCAGCACCAGCCUGGCCUCUUGCUUUGAGGCGCCACUCAAGGAGUUUGUGCGGGGCGUCAAGGCGGUGAAGAAGGUGUGCGCCGACCGCAGCACGGCACUGGCAGUGUUCCAACAGGCACGCGUUGAUGUGGAUGGACGGCGGCAGCGGCUGGCCAAGCUGCGUGGCACGCCAGGCAUCCGUGAGGAGCGGGUGUCGGAGGCGGAGCGAGACCUUAGCGGCGCGCAGCAGCGGGCCGAGGCGGCAAAAGGGGAAUACGAGACCAUCGUGCAGCGCAUGACCGGCGAGGUGGAUCGCUUCCAGCGUGAGCGAGCUGUGGAGGUGGGCUAUGUGCUGCGUGAUUUUUCCCUGGCGCAAGCGCAGGUCAACGGCGACGCAGCACGCCUGUGGGGCUCCUUUCUAGCUAGACUGGCAGCGGCAGGGGCCACCAGCUGAUUGCGAUCCCACUCCCUCAGCCUCCUCAAUGUCGCCUCUUCCUACGAUGCAUCUGUGAGCAACGUUUUUCAUGCAUAUUCAAAUGAUGGGUUACACACCAAGUGAU